This is a messenger RNA of Puntigrus tetrazona (Sumatra barb), 1387 nucleotides long. RefSeq names its product dihydrodiol dehydrogenase, tandem duplicate 1 (gene dhdh.1). The record is from RefSeq and is a predicted model, not a curated record. The transcript is spliced from 7 exons. Gene Ontology annotation, molecular function: nucleotide binding. Bases 196 to 1200 code for a protein of 334 amino acids. Lineage: Eukaryota; Metazoa; Chordata; Actinopteri; Cypriniformes; Cyprinidae.
GAUCUGAUUUAUGUUGAGUCAUUAUGAGCUCGACAAUACACUGUGUUAAACAAAAGACGUUUACAAUCGUUUCUGACCUACACUUUGAAAGUUACACUUUAUCAGAUCACAUGACGUCCUCGGCUGAACUCUGGACCGCAGAUAAAAGCCUGCAGGAGUCCUGCGAGCGCAUACGAUCUGAAGGUCAGAGCAAACAUGGCGACCCGCUGGGGAAUCUGUGGAGCUGGAAAGAUCUGCCACGACUUCUGUGUGGCUCUCAAGACACUUCCUCAGCAGGAUCACCAGAUAGUCGCAGUUGCAGCAAGAAGCCUAGAGAGCGCAGAGAAGUUCGCCAAAACUCACGGCAUCCCGAAAGCCCACGGCAGCUACCAGGAGCUGGUGAAGAACCCAGAUAUCGAUGUGGUCUACAUCGGCAUCAUUCAAACACAUCACCUGCAGGUGGGUCUGAUGUUCCUCAACGCCGGGAAGAACGUGCUGUGUGAGAAACCCUUCGCCAUGAACCUCCGAGAGGUCAGACGCUUCAUCUCAGCCGCCCGCGAGAACAACGUCUUCCUGAUGGAGGCGGUCUGGACCCGGUGUUUCCCCGUGUACGCUGAGCUCGGCAGGCUGCUCUCGGAGGACGCCGUGGGGUCGGUGAAGAUGGUGAAGGCGUAUUUCGGUCUUCCUCUGCUGGACCGUGCGCUCACCACAGAGAAGGAGCAGGGCGGAGGAGCGCUGAUGAACAUCGGCAUCUACUGCCUGCAGUUCGCUCUGAUGGUGUUCAGAGGAGAAAGACCGGAGUCCAUCCACGCCACCGGAGUCCUGCUGCCCUCAGGAGUGGACGAGUCCAUGGUGGUGGUCCUGAAGUUCUCGGGGAACCGGAUGGCCGUGUGCGUCUGCAGCAUCGCCUGCGAUCUUCCCAACGACGCCACCAUCUGCGGAGACGGAGGAAUGAUCCGAAUGGCUCGUCCCAUGCACUGCCCGACCGUUCUGGAGGUGAACGGGAGACGGACGGAGUUUCCUCUUCCCGAACCCGGCCUGCCCCUGAACUACGAGAACAGCGCCGGCCUGAGAUACGAGGCGGAGGAAGUGAGGCGCUGUCUGCUGAAAGGACUCAAGGAGAGCAUCAAGAUGAGCCUCGCCGACUCAGAGCUGCUCGUCGAGGUCAUGGACGAGGCCCGGAGGCAGGUGGGCGUGGCUUACGAGCAGGACAGCCAAUGAGCGGCCUCCAUUCCUCCGCUGACCGGACCGGACGGUGCUACUCAGGGAAAAGAAACAUGAACAUUUGUUUGAUAAAAAGUCAUUUGUGUGGAGAAUAAAAGUGAGGUUUAUUCACGGUGUAUUGUUGUUCAGCACACUUGAAUUGAAUUAAAGAAUUAAAUGAAUUAAACGUGCAAAUGACCUUCUA